Molecule: messenger RNA, 1318 nt
Organism: Dermacentor andersoni
Lineage: Eukaryota; Metazoa; Arthropoda; Arachnida; Ixodida; Ixodidae
Source: RefSeq, a predicted model, not a curated record
UACGUUAGACAGCGGUGCGUGGGAACCCAGUCAUCGCGUAGCGCCUCAUCAUUUCGUCACUCGUACUGCCGAGAUAGCGAUUCCACUUCCGGCCACCGCAGUGAACGGUCGCGGAAUGUUUUGCUCCGAAGGGGCGGUUACAGCGGCCCAGCAGGGCCGCGGUCUCAGGUUGAACGACACACCGAAGGAAGAUUAUCAGGUUAUAUUGCCGCAACUACCUACAGGAUCGACAGUUACAACGACCGUUUUUUUGCACGGAGACGUGAAGGCGAGGCCCUACCGAGUCGAGCAUUUCCGUGAGGCACUUGACUAUCUGCAGCUGAUGCCGGAAGUGGAGGCCCUCGGUGCCUAUCAGAUGAACCACGUCUGGGCCAUCACUUUCAAGGACGAAAAGGGCAAACAAAAGAUUUUGUCUGCCCCAGCCUUCAGCGUAAAGGACCACCGAUGCAUGGUAAUAGACCCUCGAAAUCAAGACGUCAGGAUGAAGCUGUAUUGGCUUCUACAUACGACUCCGGACGACGAAGUCAGAGGUGCCCUGGCGCCUUUUGGGAAGGUCAGCGAAAUUUCGAGGGAAAAGUGGCGCGUUGCAGGCUGCAACGACAAAGGCUCCCACACGCGCCUGGUGUCCCUACGGCUGAAGGUAGGCGUUACCGUGGAAGACCUGCCUCAUCAACUUCGCGUCGGGGAAGACCAUGCGCUCGUGCACGUCCCAGGCAGACCCCCGCUCUGCCUCCGGUGCCAUGGCACCGGUCACAUACAGCGCGAGUGCCGAGUUCCGCGUUGCAAGCUCUGUCGUCGCUAUGGCCACGACGAGAGUCAAUGCGCGCGUAGCUACGCCAGUGUGACCGGAACUGGGCGAAGCGACACCGUCGAUGAGCACCUCAUGGACCAAGUCGACGCGGAGGAGACCGUCAGUGGAGGCGAGAAGCCGACAACGUCGGGUGCCACGCCUUCUGUCCCAUCCGAAAACAAGGGACCUAUGAAAGCUGCGGUCAGUCAAAAUGGAAAGAACGACGAGCCUCAGAAUACUUCAGAGGCCGUGGAAACUCCUAGCAGCUGUGCUGCCGUUAGCGAAACAGUCGAGACGGAAGAGAGCGGUACCGCAAUGGAGGGCAUCAACUCGGAAGGAGGAAAAACCAACCCUGGCGUCGCUGUCUCAAAGAGACCACGGGAAAAUACCAUCGAAGACGACAACCGAGAGAAGGUCAACGCCGGUGAACCGCCCCCAAAGGCAGGGUCCCACCGUAGGGCUCCCCUGAAGGUGAAGCCCAACGUGCCUCCAGACAGGAGGACUACACCGACAGGGCCUCCGCGUUAG